Molecule: messenger RNA, 6942 nt
Organism: Helianthus annuus (common sunflower)
Lineage: Eukaryota; Viridiplantae; Streptophyta; Magnoliopsida; Asterales; Asteraceae
Product: protein CELLULOSE SYNTHASE INTERACTIVE 1
Exons: 8
Coding region: 278-6718 (2146 amino acids)
Biological process (GO): regulation of cellulose biosynthetic process; anisotropic cell growth
Cellular component (GO): cellulose synthase complex
Molecular function (GO): microtubule binding
Source: RefSeq, a predicted model, not a curated record
GGGGUAUAAAAGCUCAGCAAAGUUAACGUCAGCUGUCGGUGGCCUGUGGCACCUCACUCACAUACCCUCCCUCCCUCCCUGUCUGUCAUAUACUCUCUCUCUCAUCCCAUCGUCACUUGUCUCCUAAGCAAUCCAUCAAAUGCGUUGAGACCAACAGCAGAUCUCUUCCCCUCUAUCUUCCCACACUUGUAGCUAUUGUGAUUUAAACUUUUGAUUGGGGUUUGGAGUUAGGGAGGUAGAUCUGCUUUGCAGUAAGAGUCGCAUUGUUACGGCGAAGAUGGCGGCGACUGUAGGUUGGGUGUAUUCUUCCGGCAGUAGUCUUGCCAAUAAUGAUUUGGAUAGAAAUGGGGAUUUUAGACCUCACGACACAGAGUCUGCAACUCCGCAAUCCCUUAUAAAGAUGGGCUCGAGAGGGGGCGGUAACAUGGAGGAUCCAGAUGGGACACUAGCAAGUGUUGCCCAAUGCAUCGAGCAGUUGCGAAAAAGUUCAUUAUCUGCACAAGACAAAGAGUAUAACUUGAGGCAGUUACUAGAGCUGAUUGAUACACGCGGAAAUGCAUUUAGUGCUGUUGGUUCUCAUUCUCAAGCAGUUCCAGUGUUGGUAUCUCUCCUGAGAUCAGGUUCACUUGGAGUGAAGAUGCAAGCCGCUACUGUUUUAGGUUCAUUGUGCAAGGAGAACGAACUACGUGUCAAGGUAUUGCUCGGGGGCUGCAUUCCUCCGCUUCUUGGUCUUCUCAAGUCAACUUCAGUAGAAGCGAAAAUUGCAGCUGCAAAGACCAUCUAUGCUGUUUCUCAAGGUGGAGCCAGAGAUCAUGUUGGCUCUAAAAUCUUUUCCACCGAAGGUGUCGUGCCAGUGUUGUGGAAGCAGCUAGAGAAAGGGCUCAAAGGUGAGCAUUUAGUUGAUGAUCUAUUGACGGGUGCUUUAAGAAACCUUUGUAGCAGCACAGAAGGUUUUUGGUCUACCACAAUCCAAGCUGGCGGAGAAGAUAUACUUGUAAAGCUGUUGACAGCUCAGCGAUCUAGCAUCCAAGCUAAUGUUUGCUGCUUGCUGGCAUCCAUGAUGAUGGAGGAUGCAUCCGUUUGUGAUAGGAUAGUGGAUGCUGAAGCUACAAAACUACUUCUUAAACUGUUGGGGCCCGGUAAUGAAGCUCCAGUAAGAGCACAAGCAGCAGCUGCUCUAAAAUCACUUUCCGCUCAGUGCAAAGAAGCAAGAAAGGAGAUAGCAAGUUCUAAUGGUAUUCCUUCUCUUAUCAAUGCUACAAUUGCGCCUUCAAAGGAGUUUAUGCAAGGCGAACAUGCACAGGCUUUACAAGAAAAUGCAAUGUGUGCUCUUGCGAAUAUUUCUGGAGGUUUGUCUUAUGUCAUCUCAAGCCUUGGUCAAAGUCUUGAAUCGUGCACUUCACCUGCACAGAUAGCUGAUACGUUAGGGGCUUUAGCUUCAGCGCUUAUGAUAUAUGACAGCAAAGCAGAAACUAGUAAAGCAUCAGAUCCUACAAUUGUUGAGUUGACAUUAAUCAAGCAGUUUAAGCCGAAUUCACCUCUUUUGGUGCAAGAACGAACGAUAGAAGCCCUAGCAAGUUUGUAUGGGAAUGCUACACUCUCAAGCAAACUUGCUAAUCCUGAUUCGAAACGUUUGCUGGUUGGUUUAAUCACAAUGGCAACAAAUGAAGUUCAGGAUGAGUUGAUAAAAUCCCUGCUUAUUCUCUGCAAAAAAGAAGGUAGUUUAUGGUAUGCUCUUCAGGGUCGAGAGGGUAUUCAGAUGUUGAUUUCCCUUCUCGGACUUUCAUCAGAGCAGCAACAGGAGUGUGCGGUUGCAUUGCUUUGCCUUUUGUCCAAUGAGAAUGACGACAGCAAGUGGGCCAUCACUGCUGCUGGUGGCAUACCGCCACUUGUUCAAAUUCUUGAAACUGGAUCUGCAAAAGCUAAAGAAGAUUCCGCAACGAUUCUCGGUAAUCUUUGUAAUCACAGUGAAGAUAUACGGGAAUGUGUUGAGAGUGCUGAUGCUGUUCCUGCUUUAUUGUGGCUGUUAAAAAAUGGAAGCUCAAAUGGGAAAGAGAUUGCUGCAAAGACUUUAAACCACUUAAUUCACAAAUCGGAUACCACAACUAUAAGUCAACUUACCGCAUUGCUAAUCAGUGAUCUCCCCGAAUCUAAGGCUUACGUUUUAGAUGCUUUAAAAAGUCUGCUUUCCGCAGCCCCUCUCACUGAUUUAUUGCGUGAUGGUUGUGCUUCAAAUGACGCAAUUGACACAAUUAUCAAGAUUCUAAGCUCUACGAAGGAAGAGACUCGUGCCAAAUCAGUAUCAGCUCUCGCUGGCAUCUUUAAUAGGCGAAAGGACUUGCGUGAAAGCAGCCUUGCUGUUAAGACUCUUCGGUCUGUGAUGAAGCUCUUGAACUCUGAAUCUGGGUGCGUACUGGCAGAAACUUCCGGAUGCCUUGCUGCAAUAUUUUUAUCUAUAAGAGAAAACCGUGAUGUGGCGGCUAUUGCUAGAGAUGCACUAACUCCGUUGCUAACACUUGCCAGCUCAUCAGAUGUGCAAGUUGCAGAACAAGCUGUAUGUGCAUUAGCAAAUCUUUUGUUGGACUCCGAACUUUCAGAUAAUGCUGAUCCUGAAGAGUACAUCGUGCCUGCUACUAGAAUUCUUCUUGAAGGCAAUGCAACAAGUAAAACCCAUGCUGCAGCAACAAUUGCUCGCCUUCUUCAUUCCCGCCAUACGGAUUCUGCUUUAACCGACUACGUGAAUCGCGCUGGAACCGUUCUUGCACUGGUAUCAUUCAUCAAAUCCAUUGAUUGUGGAUCGGUUGCCAUGUCAGAGGCAUUAAAUGCACUUGCUAUUUUGUCAAGAUUAAAAGGCUCAGCAGACAACAUCAAACCUGCAUGGGCAGUGCUAGGUGAAUAUCCAGAUAGCAUAAGCCCCAUUGUUUCAUGCAUUGCUGGCGCUACCCCGCUCUUACAAGACAAAGCAAUAGAAAUUUUAUCAAGGCUUUGCUGUGCACAAUGUAGAGUUCUAGGAAAUGCGAUCACGGGUAUUUCUGGUUGCACUUCAUCCAUUGCAAGUAGGGUAAUUAAUUCCUCGAAUGCAAAUAUAAAAAUUGGUGGAACUGCACUUCUUGUUUGUGCCACAAAAGUCAAUAUCCAAAGAGUCUUGGAGGAUCUUCAUGACGUACAAUUGCAUAUCUCUUUACUUCGAUCACUUGUUUCGAUGCUAACCAUGCCAAAAGGUUCUCAUUUGGGAGAUAUGGAGGAAAGAGAUUUUGUUAGUAUUUUCAGAGGUUCCGAAGAAGCAAUGACCAGCGAAAAAGAGACCAGUACAUCAUUUAUAUAUGGCACUAAUAUUGCUAUAUGGUUAUUGUCUGCUAUUGCUAGUCAUGAUGACAAAAGUAAAGUUGAAAUUGCGGAGGCUGGAGCUGUAGAAAUCCUCACUGAGAGGAUCUCUCAGUGUUUGUCGCAGUAUGGUCAGUUUGAUGUUAAUGAGGAUAGUAGCAUCUGGAUAUGUGCAUUACUACUAGCAAUUUUGUUUCAAGACAGAGAUAUCAUACGUGGAAAUGAAACAAUAAAAGCCAUACCGACCCUUGCUAGUUUGUUGAGGUCAGAGGAGUCAGCAAAUAGAUAUUUUGCCGCACAAGCUACAACGAGCCUAGUCUGCCACGGAAGCAGAGGAACCCUUUUGUCUGUUGCCAACUCAGGGGCUGCAGUCAGUCUCAUUUCGUUACUUGGUUGUGCUGAUGCUGAUAUAUGUGAUCUUCUCCAACUAUCUGAAGAAUUCGCACUGGUUCCUUAUCCAGAACAAGUUGCUCUCGAGAGGUUGUUUAGAGUUGAUGAUAUUAGGGUUGGUGCUACUUCUAGGAAGGCAAUACCAGCUCUUGUUGAUUUACUCAAGCCCAUUCCCGAUCGACCUGGUGCACCAUUUCUAGCACUCGGGCUUUUAAUACAGCUCGGAAACGACUCCCCGUCAAAUAAGAUUGUUAUGGUUGAAUCUGGUGCUUUGGAAGCUUUAACAAAGUAUCUUUCACUGGGCCCACAAGAAGCCACCGAAGAAGCUGCUACUGAUUUACUAGGGAUUUUAUUCAGCACUGCUGAAAUACGGAGACAUGAGUCAGCAUAUGGUGCUGUGAGUCAGCUUAUAGCCGUUUUAAGAAUGGGGGGAAGGGGUGCAAGGUAUAGUGCGGCCAAAGCACUAGAGAAUCUAUUUUGUGCGGAUCACAUUAGAAAUGCGGAUUCUGCUAGGCAUGCUGUUCAACCAUUGGUGGAAGUUUUAAAUAGUGGGUUGGAGAAAGACCAGCAUGCUGCUAUUGCUGCACUAGUUAGACUAUUGAGUGAUAAUCCGUCAGGAGCUCUUGCUGUUGCGGAUGUUGAAAUGAAUGCAGUCGAUGUUCUUUGCAGAAUUCUUUCAUCUAAUUGUUCAAUGGACUUGAAAGGCGAUGCUGCUGAGUUGUGCUGUGUACUUUUUGGAAAUACAAGAAUCAGAUCGACAAUUGCUGCUGCUCGCUGUGUUGAGCCUUUGAUCUCACUCCUUGUAUCUGAGUUAAGUCCAGCUCAGCAUUCUGUUGUUCUUGCACUAGAUAGACUCGUUGACGAUGAAAAUUUGGCUGAACUAGUCGCCGCACAUGGUGCGAUAGUUCCUCUUGUAGGCCUUCUUUAUGGCAGGAGUUACAUGCUUCACGAAGCAAGUUCAAGAGCUCUAGUUAAAUUGGGAAAAGAUAGGCCUUCGUGUAAGAUGGAAAUGGUGAAAGCUGGUGUGAUUGAGAGGGUACUUGAUAUUCUCCAUGAAGCACCCGAUUUUCUCUGUGCUGCUUUUGCGGAACUGUUACGGAUUUUAACAAAUAAUGCUACUAUAGCAAAAGGUCCAUCUGCAGCAAAAGCGGUGGAACCCCUGUUUUUAUUGCUAACGAAACCAGAGUUUGGACCUGACGGUCAGCAUAGUGCCUUGCAGGUUCUGGUUAAUAUCUUGGAGCAUCCACAGUGUCGUGCUGACUAUACUUUGUCUUCUCACCAAGCCAUCGAACCACUCAUUCCUUUACUAGAUUCUCCUGCGCCAGCAGUGCAGCAGUUAUCAGCCGAGCUUUUAUCUCAUCUGCUUCUAGAAGAACAUUACCAGAAGGAUCCUAUCUCACAGCAAGUAAUUGGCCCGUUAAUGCGUGCUAUUGGUUCUGGUGUUCCCAUCUUGCAGCAAAGAGCUGUAAAAGCUCUCGUCAGCAUUGCAGUGAUGUGGCCUAACGAAAUUGCAAAAGAGGGUGGUGUUGCUGAGCUGUCAAAAGUGAUAUUGCUUGCUGACACUUCUAUACCUCACACAUUGUGGGAGUCUGCUGCUGCUGUUCUGUCUAGUAUUCUACAGUUCAGUUCUGAGUUUUUCUUGGAAGUACCUAUUGCAGUGUUGGUACGGUUACUUCAUUCAGGCUCUGAAGCCACUGUAAUUGGUGCGUUAAAUGCUCUUUUAGUACUUGAAAGCGACGAUUCAACCAGUGCUGUAGCCAUGGCUGAAAGCGGUGCAAUCGAGGCUCUUUUGGACCUGCUGAGGGGUCAUCAAUGUGAGGAAACUGCUGCAAGGCUGUUGGAAAUUCUAUUAAACAAUAUUAAAAUCCGAGAAACCAAAGCAACCAAAUCAGCUAUCUUACCACUAUCACAGUACCUUUUGGACCCACAAACGCAAGCUCAACAAGCUAGACUGUUGGCGACUCUAGCUCUCGGUGAUUUAUUUCAAAAUGAGACUCUGGCACGAUCCACUGAUGCUGUUGCAGCGUGCCGUGCUUUGGUGAAUCUGCUCGAGGAUCAACCUUCCGAAGAAAUGAAAGUUGUAGCUAUUUGUGCUUUGCAGAAUCUUGUGAUGUAUAGUCGUUCAAAUAAAAGAGCAGUUGCAGAAGCUGGUGGGGUCCAAGUUGUACUUGAUCUGAUUGGUUCAAGUGAGACUGAUACAUCAGUCCAGGCUGCAAUGUUUAUUAAGCUUCUGUUUUCCAACAACACCGUCCAAGAGUAUGCCUCCAGCGAAACUGUCAGAGCUAUAACCGCGGCUAUCGAAAAGGACUUGUGGGCCACGGGAACAGUGAAUGAUGAAUAUUUAAAAGCUUUAAAUGCACUUUUUGGAAACUUCCCACGGUUGAGAGCCACAGAACCUGCAACGUUGAGCAUCCCGCACUUGGUGAGCUCACUCAAGACUGGAUCAGAAGCAACUCAAGAAGCUGCAUUGGAUGCACUAUUUCUUCUGAGGCAAGCUUGGUCAGCAUGUCCAGCUGAUGUGUCUAGAUCUCAGUCAAAUGCUGCUGCAGAUGCAAUACCCUUGUUGCAGUACUUGAUCCAGUCGGGCCCACCUCGAUUUCAAGAAAAGGCAGAACUUUUGUUGCAGUGUUUACCGGGGACAUUGACUGUAAUAAUUAAACGUGGAAACAAUAUGAAACAGUCUGUGGGAAAUCCUAGUGCCUAUUGCAAGCUUACACUUGGCAACACUCCUUCAAGGCAAACCAAGAUCGUCUCAACCGGCCCUAAUCCCGAGUGGGAUGAGAGCUUUGUUUGGUCCUUUGAAAGUCCACCAAAAGGACAGAAACUACAUAUCUCAUGCAAAAAUAAAAGCAAGAUGGGAAAGAGUUCAUUUGGCAAAGUAACGAUACAGAUUGACAGAGUUGUGACGCUGGGGGCAGUGGCUGGUGAGUAUACUUUGCUGCCCGAAAGCAAAAGUGGCGCCUCAAGGAAUCUGGAGAUAGAAUUUCAAUGGUCAAACAAGUGAACAUUGGGUUAGAGCCAUUACUUUUGUAUAUAAUUUUUGAAAAAAUUGUGUUAUAGAUUUAGUUUCAAGAACACAACCAUUUCUUGUAAUUAACUAGUUUGUUUAUAGUUUGGGACAUGUGUUGGCUUCAAACCAUUUUUAUGUGAGAGGUGUGGGGUUUUUGGUUAAAACUCAUGUGGUGAAGCUUCUCAAUCAAAGUUUUUCUUAAGUGAUUUCUAAAGUAA